Messenger RNA from Cygnus olor (mute swan), 8539 nucleotides. RefSeq names its product immunoglobulin like and fibronectin type III domain containing 1 (gene IGFN1). NCBI's taxonomy places the organism in Eukaryota, Metazoa, Chordata, Aves, Anseriformes, Anatidae. Gene Ontology annotation, molecular function: protein binding. The coding region runs from base 485 to 8539 and encodes 2684 amino acids. The transcript has 28 exons. The record is from RefSeq and is a predicted model, not a curated record.
GGGCUGAGUGUGGGGGACGUUCUCCGCACGUUUUCUGCCUUUUCUCUGUUCACACCAAAAUGUUGCUCAGAAAUGUGAAAAGCUGGGCUGUAGCAGGGCCCUAGCAUCUGGAUUUGACCGCUGUAGCGGUCAUAAAGAUAUGUAUCAGUGCUUCUCGUGGGGCUGGAGUAAGCUGGAUAGACACUUGAAGAAAGCAGCGUAACCUCGUGACAAGAUGCUGAGCAGUCCUGCUGGAGAAAGUAAAGAAAUGACCCAGGCAGCUGAGACACCGAAUGCAGGGACCAGUUUUUCAGAUCGCGGAUAUCUGUGACCAAGAGACCUCUUGAACAGCUUUGAAGAGCUCUGUCAUCUGAGGCAACGGACAAAGCGACCGUGGUCCUAGGAGGCGCAGUGUUGAAUUAAAGCACUAUCAGCUCAGAAGCUCAACCCGUAAGGAGAGCCUGUAGCCUGUUUGUGCUGACCACAAGCAGCUGAGCACAGCAUCAUGACAAGCCAUCGGGCAGUGAAAUCCUACAAGAAAUCUUCUGUCCCAGGAGUAAAUAUUGCCCAAUUUGUGGAUAAGAUUCCAGAAGGAUGCAGUACACCUGACUUUGAGCGGAAACCUGUCACUCUAACAUUGCAGGAAGGUAAAAAUGCCAUUUUCAGAGCAGUGGUCAAAGGUGUUCCAACCCCUGAGGUGAAAUGGAGGCGUGCAAAAGGAGAAAUGGACGAUCCUGACAAAUAUGAAAUAUUCUUCAAUAAAGUUAUAAAUGAAUACGUUCUGAAGAUAAAUAAGCUCACUGUAGACGACACUGAUGUGUACCGUUGCUUUGCUGUAAAUGAAUAUGGGGAAGCUACAUGCUCUGCCGGCCUCAGGAUCAUACAGGUUGGCUUUAAGAGGAAAGCACAAUAUGUUCCUGCUCAGUCUGCUGAUGAAUUGAAGAAGAAGCUUCAGGACCUCAGGAAGCUGCUGAGGAAGCGGGCCCCAGUACCAAAACAAAAAACACUGGAUAAAGAAGCAAUCUUUCAACUGUUACUACACGCAGAUAGAAGAGAUUAUGAGAAAAUCUGUAUUAAAUAUGGAAUUUCUGACUUCCGUGGCAUGCUGAGAAAGCUUCAGGAGAUGAGAAGGGAUGCAGAGAGUGAACAAGGAGAGUUAAUUCACAGUAUCAAAAAUAUGCAACAUAUCAAGGUCAACAAGGAUGGAACUGCUACAUUUGUCCUAGAGAUGGACCUGAAAAAUAGUAACAGCAAAAUUUAUCUGCUUAAGGAUGGUGAGAGGCUCAGAUAUGGAACAGGGGAUGAAUACAGAAAGCACUACCUGAGGCGGAUUGGAAAAAGGUAUAAUUUCAUUGUCAACGAUGUGCAGCCAGAAGAUGCAGGCUUAUAUCAAGUCAGAGUGGAAGAAGUACCUGUUUUCUCAACUGAACUGGAUGCUGAAUCCAUCCCUGUGAGAUUUCAGCAGCCACUCAGUGAUGUGCGUUGUCCCGAGAAGGGAAAUGCUGUCUUUGAGUGUACCCUACGCAGUCCUUGCUAUGAUGCUGUGUGGCUACAUAAAACCCACCCCCUUGAGGCAAGUGAGAAGCACCAGAUCUCCAUGACCCCUGACGGUUUGACCCAUCAGCUUGUUAUCAAUGAUGUUGUGGCCUCUGACAAUGGCAUGUACACACUCGACACUGGACUCUGUUCCUCAAAUGCCUAUCUUCUUGUAGAGUAUCCCAAAGGAAAAAAGAGACAGGAUGAAGGAGGUGAAAAAGAGAAAUCUGACUGGCGGAAAGAAACAUUGACAGAUAAAGACGGGGCUAAGAAACCUAAACGCAGAGAACAUCUUAGUGAUAAAGAUCAUCUUACGGAUGCUGGCAUGGAAAAAGAUGACUGGUACAGAAAUGGCCAAGAAGGCAGUCAAGGCUACUCUACUGAUGUUGAUGAAGGAUAUAUAUUUCUGGGAAAAGAGGGGCUACGCAAAACGUACAGAGAUGGAACAAUGGGGCCUGGGCAGUUUUCUGGAGCAGAGAGAGAUGGAGAAUCAAUGACAGAUGAUGACAGUAACAGACUAAAAAUUUUAGGAGGGAAAAAAGGUUUAAGGGCUGUACACAGCCAGGAUUCUAUGACAGGUAGAGCAAAUACUGAUGAUAGAGCAGGAGGAGCAGAUGAAUGGUGUUCUGUGGAUGGCAGAGAUGAGGGUAUGUUGGAUGCAGUUGAUAUUGACAUGGAUGAUGCAGAAGGUAUGGAUUCUUGGCAUGACAAAAAUUAUAAAGUAGGUGAUAAUAGUUCUAGAGCUGGCUUUGGUGGUAUCAAGAGAUUAGGUGCUACUGAUGGAAGUUCUGUGUUAGAUGGACUUGAUCCUGAUUCAACCAGAGUGGGAGACAAGCAUUCCCUGUAUGGUAAGGAUGAUAUGCUAGGUGGGACUAGAUCUGGUAAGAAUGCUGCAGGUACUGAGACUGCAGGAGGAAUGAGAUCCCCCUAUAGCAAGGAUGGUCUGCCUACUGUGGCUGGUGUGAAUGGAGUCGGUAUAAAAAGAGAAGGAGAAACAGGGGCUCUGUAUGGCAAGGAUGGCUUAACAGUUGAUGCUGGUGGUCAUGUAGGCCAGGCAGGAAGAUCUGGCUUGCUGUAUGGCCCAGGUGGUCUCUCAGCUGGAGAUGGGGCUAGAACUGGUGCAGGUGGCAGUUCAGCAGGAGAAAUGGGGGUACUCUAUGGUCCAGAUGGUCUACCAGUUGGGGCAGAUGUUAAUGACGCUACUGCAGGUAAAAUGGGAGGGUUCUACGGUAAACAUGGACAAUCAGGGUCUCCCUAUGGAAAGGAUGGUCUCCCAGCUGGGGUUGGUAUAGGUGGUGCAGGAGGUAUUGGCUCUCCCUAUGGAAAAGAUGGCCUUCCAGUGGGAAUGGGAACUGGGGCUGGUAUUGGUGGGGCUGGUGUAGGUGGUCUUGGUGGUGCUGGAUCUCCCUAUGGAAAGGAUGGUCUUCCGGCUGGGGCUGGUGUUGGUGGUGCUGGUGCAGGUGGUUUUGGAGGUGCUGGAUCUCCCUAUGGAAAGGAUGGUUUCCCAGGUAGAGCUGGGACUGGCAUAGGUGGUGCUGGUGUAGGUGGUUUUGGAGGUGCUGGAUCUCCCUAUGGAAAGGAUGGUCUCCCAGCUGGAGCUGGCGCUGGUAUUGGUGGUGCUGGUGCAGGUGGUUUUGGAGGUGGUGGAUCUCCCUAUGGAAAGGAUGGUCUCCCAGCUGGAGCUGGGACUGUUGCUGGUGGUGCUGGUGCAGGUGGUCUGGGAGGUGUUGGAUCUCCCUAUGGAAAGGAUGGCCUUCCAGUGGGAAUGGGACCUGGGGCUGCUGGGGCUGGUAUUGUUGGGGCUGGUGCUAGUGGUCUGGGAGGUGUUGGUUCUCCCUAUGGAAAGGAUGGUCUCCCAGCUGGAGUGGGUGGUGCAGGUGCAGGUGGUGCAGGGGGAGUUGGUUCUCCCUAUGGAAAGGAUGGUCUCCCUGCUGGGGCUGGUGUUGGUGGUGCUGGUGUAGGUGGUUUGGGAGGUGUUGGGUCUCCCUAUGGAAAGGAUGGUCUCCCAGCUGGGGCUGGUAUUGGUGGUGCUGGUGCAGGUGGUUUUGGAGGUGUUGGGUCUCCCUAUGGAAAGGAUGGUCUUCCGGCUGGGGCUGGUGUUGGUGGUGCUGGUGUAGGAGGUUUGGCAGGUGUUGGUUCUCCUUAUGGCAUGGAUGGUCUCCCAGCCGGAGUGGGUGGUGCUGGUGCAGGUGGUUUUGGAGGUAUUGGUUCUCCCUAUGGAAAGGAUGGUCUUCCUGCUGGGGCUGGUGUUGGUGGUGCUGGUGCUAGUGGUCUGGGAGGUGUUGGGUCUCCCUAUGGAAAGAAUGGUCUCCCAGCUGGAGCUGGGACUGUCGCUGGUGGUGCUGGUGUAGGUGGUUUUGGAGGUGUUGGGUCUCCCUAUGGAAAGGAUGGUCUCCCAGCUGGAGCUGGGGCUGGUAUUGGUGGUGCUGGUGUAGGUGGUUUGGGAGGUGUUGGGUCUCCCUAUGGAAAGGAUGGUCUCCCUGCUGGGGCUGGGACUGGUGUUGGUGGUGCUGGUGCAGGUGGUCUGGGAGGUGUUGAGUCUCCCUAUGGAAAGGAUGGUCUCCCAGCUGGGGCUGGUGUUGGUGGUGCUGGUGCAGGUGGUUUUGGAGGUGUUGGAUCUCCCUAUGGAAAGGAUGGUCUCCCAGCUGGAGCUGGGACUGUUGCUGGUGGUGCUGGUGCAGGUGGUCUGGGAGGUGUUGGGUCUCCCUAUGGAAAGGAUGGUCUCCCAGCUGGAGCUGGCGCUGGUAUUGGUGGUGCUGGUGCUAGUGGUCUGGGAGGUGUUGGGUCUCCCUAUGGAAAGGAUGGUCUCCCAGCUGGAGCUGGUGCUGGUAUUGGUGGUACUGGUGCUAGUGGUCUGGGAGGUAUUGGGUCUCCCUAUGGAAAGGAUGGUCUCCCAGCUGGAGCUGGCGCUGGUGUUGGUGGUGCUGGUGCAGGUGGUCUGGGAGGUGUUGGGUCUCCCUAUGGAAAGGAUGGUCUCCCUGCUGGAGCUGGGGCUGGUGUUGGUGGUGCUGGUGCAGGUGGUCUGGGAGGUGUUGGGUCUCCCUAUGGAAAGGAUGGUCUCCCAGCUGGAGCUGGCGCUGGUAUUGGUGGUGCUGGUGCAGGUGGUCUGGGAGGUGUUGGGUCUCCCUAUGGAAAGGAUGGUCUCCCUGCUGGAGCUGGGGCUGGUGUUGGUGGUGCUGGUGCAGGUGGUUUUGGAGGUGUUGGGUCUCCCUAUGGAAAGGAUGGUCUCCCUGCUGGAGCUGGGGCUGGUGUUGGUGGUGCUGGUGCAGGUGGUUUUGGAGGUGUUGGGUCUCCCUAUGGAAAGGAUGGUCUCCCUGCUGGAGCUGGGGCUGGUAUUGGUGGUGCUGGUGCAGGUGGUUUUGGAGGUGUUGGGUCUCCCUAUGGAAAGGAUGGUCUCCCUGCUGGAGCUGGGGCUGGUGUUGGUGGUGCUGGUGCAGGUGGUUUUGGAGGUGUUGGGUCUCCCUAUGGAAAGGAUGGUCUCCCUGCUGGAGCUGGGGCUGCUGGGGCUGGUGUUGGUGGUGCUGGUGCAGGUGGUUUUGGAGGUGCUGGAUCUCCCUAUGGAAAGGAUGGUCUCCCAGCUGGAGCUGGGGCUGGUGUUAGUGGUUCAGGUUUAGCUGGUGCAGGGGGAGUUGGUUCUCCUUAUGGUAAGGAUGGUUUCCCGGCUGGGGCUGGUAUUGGCGGUGCUGGUGUAGCUGGCUUGGGAGGUGUUGGGUCUCCAUAUGGAAAAGGUGGCCUUCCAGUGGGAAUGGGAACUGGGGCAGGUGUUGGUGGUGCUGGUGCAGGUGGUUUUGGUGGUGUAGGGUCUCCCUAUGGAAAGGAUGGUCUCCCAGCUCAGGCUGGUGGUAGUAUAACUAGUGCAAGGGGGGCUGGAUCUUCCUAUGGAAGAGAUGGUCUGUCAAGUGGUGCUGCGGCAGGAGUAGCUCAUUUUCCUUUUGGAGGUGAAGAAGUAACGGGUUCACACCAUGGUCGGGAUGCUGGGCUGAGCAGUGUUCAAGGAUAUGGAGGUGGAGCAGGAGGAGCUGGCUUAUCUUCAGAGGGCAGGGGUGUUGGUGGCUCUGCCAUACAAGGUGCUGGGUCUGCAUAUGGAAAGGAUGGGGGUUCAGCUGGAGGCAGGGCUGGAGGGGGUGGUGUUGGCAGGUUGGGAGGUGAUGGAAAGGAGUUACAUUCAGCCUGGGGUACAGAAGGUAUGGCAGGAGCUGUUGGAAUAGGUGGCAAAUAUGGGCUUGAUUUAUGUCCCGGCAAAUCUGCACGAGGUGAAGCUGGAAAGGGAACUGCUGGUGAUUUCAGAGGGCCAGGCCACAAAGGCUCAUCCCAUGACGAAGAAUCAGAUCAAAGGGAUGGUAGGGGUGAGGACAGGGAUUUAGGACGGUUAGGCUCCUGCUAUGGCAAAGAUUCUGCCGCUGGAGGGGCAGGGAGCAAAUCUCAUAACAGAUUGGGUGACAGGGGGAAGCCAGGUGUUUUCGGUCAAGGUUCACCAGGUUAUGAUCAGACAUCAAACCUUUAUGGUGGACCCUCCUCAAUAAACCAGAGAAAACAGCUACCCAGCCUUGAUAUUAAAACAAAUGAUUUCUUGAAGAAUACGGAAAGUACAGAAAAAAGAGGACAUUAUCGCCUAGAUGAUCUGAGAGCACCACGCUGCCAUGUCAACAAGCAGUUAAUUGAUGUCCGAGUCCGGAAAGGGGAACCAGCUGAGCUGUCUUGCGCUGUCAAUAAAGAAGAUGUGACAGCAACCUGGUUUAAAGAUGGAUUAAAGUUAACAAGCAUGGAUGGAGUCUUAUUUGAAAAGCAAGGUCUAGUCCACAAACUAAUUUUUAGCAAAGUGGAAGAUAUUCAUGCUGGGAAAUACAGGUUUGAAGCUGGAGAUAUAAAAACUGAAGCUUCAAUUUUUGUUGAAGAUCCUCCACAGGUUGACAAAGUUCUCCUGAAAAACUUAACAAGUGUUCCUACUGUGGCCAAGGCAGGGGAGAAAAUAAAGAUCAAGGUCCCUUUUGAAGGCCGGCUGCCAGUUAGAGCAACAUGGCUAAAGGACAAAAUGGAGCUAGCAGAUGACUCAAGGAUUCGUGUUGAUAAAACAGACACCUAUACUAUGCUGUCCAUCUCCAACACUGAGAGAAAAGACCGUGGGGAUUACAAAGUCAGGCUGAAGAAUGACAGUGGCAUCUUAGAUAUCGACCUAAAGGUUGAGGUAACAGACAAGCCACAGCCACCUGCAGGACCCAUGAAAAUUGUAGAAAGCUCUGCAAAUGACAUCACGAUUCAGUGGAAACCCCCAAAGGAUGAUGGGGGCAAACCAGUGCAAAGCUAUAUUGUUGAAAGGCAGCAGGUAGGCGAGGGCGACUGGGUGGCUCUUGGGGAAAUCCCCAGGAGCUGUACUACCUUCACUACCAACAAAGUGGAACGAGACAUGAGCUACUACUUCAGGGUGAGGGCUGUGAAUGCAGAGGGAACCAGCGAUGCCCUGGAAUCAGAAGAAGUAAAGGCUGUCAGUAAAGCUACACCUGGUGCCCCAGACCCCCCUGAGAUCAUUAGUGUCAGCAAAGACACCAUCACAAUAUCCUGGAAAACACCUCGUAGAACUGGCAGCUCCCGAAUCGUGGGAUACAUCAUUCAAAAACGCAAGAAGGGUACCAUGACCUGGGUGCCAGUCAACAGUGUACCCAUAGCAGAUAAGAAGCUGAAAAUGACCAAUCUCAAGAAGGGUCUGCAGUAUGAAUUUUGUGUGGCAGCGGUCAAUGCUUCUGGUGUAGGAGAUAUCAGUGCGCCAUCACAGCCUGUCUUUGCUCGAGAUUCCACAAAACCUCCAGGUCAAGUGAGGGACCUCGCAGUGACCAGCAGUGACAGCACUAGUGUCACCCUAACAUGGAAGAGACCUGAAGUAAAAGAUGGGAAUGAUGUGAAAGGCUAUGACGUGGAGGUACGGUCUUCUAACAACCUCGACUGGACCAGAUGCAACGUUCUUCCUAUAGAGAUGACCAGUUACACAGUUAAAGGCCUGAAAAACAAGGAGCUGUACUUCUUACGUGUGAGAGCCCUCAAUGACUGUGGCCCAGGAGAAGCUGCAGAGCUUGAAGCUUUCACUGAAGCUGAUUCCAGUGUUGUUUCUCCUAGGUUCUUAAUAGAUGACACAGUGAAAAAUCUCCUGAUUAUAAAAGCAGGAAAUGCUAUCCGAAUGGAUAUUCCUUUCGAGGCGUCUCCAGAUCCGCAGGUGACCUGGUUAAAGGAUGGGCUUCCUCUUUCAAACCGGGCUACAAUAAGCACCAAAGAUGGUACCUCCCAGCUGCUGAUUAAAGCAGCUGAGUUGACUGACAGCGGCACUUACACCAUUGAGCUCAAGAACGGGUCAGGGAAAAGAGAAACAUUCAGCUUCCAAGUUCAAGUUACAGAUAUCCCACAAAACCCUGGACCUAUUCUACUGCAAGAGAAUGUGCCAAAUGCAGUGACAGUAACCUGGGAGCCAUCAGCAUCUGAGAAAUGGGAAAGCAAUCUCUACUAUACGGUUCUGAAACGUGAAUCACAGAAGGGCUUGUGGCACGUGGUGGGUGACCUGAUCUACACCAACAAAUUCACAUACACCAAAGUGAUCCCAGGCCGUGACUACUACUUUAGGGUUGUGGCAAAAAAUGAGUUGGGAACCAGUGGUCCAUCUGAAACUGUGCAGCCUUGGAGAAUUAAAAAAACAAAGGCUGAAGUUCAUGUCAGACCACAGAAAUACAGAGGAGUUAAUCAAAACCAGCCCCCGAGAUUCCUCGUCCCGUUGAAGCCUCAUGUGGUGACUACUGGGAGCGAGUGCCGUAUGAGCUGUGCUGUUGCAGGCCACCCACCUCCAAAGAUCACUUGGUAUAAGGACAGUAGAGACCUCUCCAGUGAUCCUGCCUAUUUUGGCACAAAUGACUUUGGUGUCUGCUCCCUGGUGAUCCAAGGGGUCUCAAAAGCUGAUGAAGGAGAAUACAUGGUUGAAGCCGCCAAUGAAUUGGGCCGUGUGUUCACCCGAGCCUUCCUCGCUAUUAAAGGUAACAAUCUUUAA